This is a messenger RNA of Salarias fasciatus (jewelled blenny), 2782 nucleotides long. It is a transcript of the gene rdh10a, whose product is annotated as retinol dehydrogenase 10a. Gene Ontology annotation, cellular component: lipid droplet. The record is from RefSeq and is a predicted model, not a curated record. NCBI's taxonomy places the organism in Eukaryota, Metazoa, Chordata, Actinopteri, Blenniiformes, Blenniidae. Gene Ontology annotation, molecular function: oxidoreductase activity, acting on the CH-OH group of donors, NAD or NADP as acceptor. Bases 173 to 1195 code for a protein of 340 amino acids. The transcript is spliced from 6 exons.
UUUUCUGUUUUCCUGCCGCACACUGAGCCAAGUUUUGUCGGUGUCAGCCUCUCUCUACCUAUCCGCUGCAAACAGGUUGCUGAAGAGAGGAAACAUUUCCCCGCGCGUCUCUUCCGCCGCGUAUUUGUUUUGAUAGAAAAAAAAAAGCAAAAGAAAAGAAAACUGUGCCAAGAUGAUGAUAAUUAUUGCGGAGUUCUUCGUGGUCAUUUUGAAGGUGCUCUGGGCUUUUUUGACGGCCGGGGCGAAGUGGGUUGUGCGACCCAAGGAGAAGAGCGUGGCGGGACAGGUGUGCGUGAUCACCGGGGCUGGCAGCGGCCUCGGCCGCCUCUUCGCCAAGGAGUUCGCCCGGAGGCGAGCGAUACUGGUCUUAUGGGACAUAAACAGCCAAAGCAACGAGGAAACCGCGGAGAUGGUGCGGCAGAUAUACCACGACCUGGACACUCCCAUCACCAAAGACGGACCUGUUGGAGGUGUAGAGGAAGUCCCUCCUUUCCAGCCGCAGGUCUACACCUAUGUGUGUGACGUGGGGAAGCGCGAGAGUGUGUAUUCCACGGCCGAGAAGGUGCGCCGGGAGGUGGGAGAGGUGGACAUACUCAUCAACAACGCCGGCGUCGUCUCUGGCCACCACCUCCUGGAGUGUCCCGAUGAGCUGAUCGAGCGCACCAUGGUGGUCAACUGUCACGCGCACUUCUGGACCACCAAGGCGUUUCUCCCCAAGAUGCUGGAGCUGAAUCAUGGUCACAUUGUGACGGUUGCCAGCUCCCUGGGUUUAUUCAGCACAGCUGGAGUGGAGGAUUACUGCGCCAGUAAGUUCGGUGCCAUCGGGUUCCACGAGUCGCUGAGCCACGAGCUGAAGGCCUCGGAGAAGGACGGCAUCAACAUGACCCUGGUGUGUCCGUACCUGGUCGACACGGGGAUGUUCAAAGGCUGCAGGAUAAGGAAGGAAAUCGAGCCUUUCCUGCCUCCCCUGAAGCCGGAGUUCUGCGUGAAACAAGCCAUGAGGGCCAUCCUCACCGACCAGCCCAUGAUCUGCACACCGCGCAUCGUCUACAUGGUGAACUUCAUGAAAAGCAUCCUGCCCUUCGAGGCCAUCGUGUGCAUGUACCGGUUCCUGGGCGCAGACAAGUGCAUGUACCCCUUUCUAGCUCAGAGAAAGGAGGCCAUGAACAACAACGAGGCCAAGAACGGGAUCUAAGUUGUUGCAACACGGACAGAGGCGUAUAAACCUUAUGAGCAUGAGGAAACAACCACUGCGGAUGAAGACGGCGAGGAGAGACGGACGGCAAGAAAAGACUAAAUCUAGACUGGUGCACUUGCAUUGAGCAAAUGCAAAGGUUUACCAUAUUGUUCCUCUGGAACAAAGAAAGCUGUGUACUACACAAAGGAUUUAUUUGACUUGUUUUGUCUUUUUUUUUUUUUUUUUUUCAAAAGUUUGUUUAAAGAAACCAACAUCUAUAUACUGUGUCACUAGUUUUUGAAAUCAUACAGAAAAGCUAUCCAGUAAUUAACUAUUUACAUAAUGUAGUCACCAGCCUUAUCUAGUGUCAUUGUGGAAAUAUACAGUAUGUUACUGUACAAACAGUAAUCUUUUUUUUUUCACCUUUAUUUUAUUUUUGUAGACAUGCACUGUAAUUUUUUUUUUUUUUUCUUCCUUUAAUGUAAACUCAGAUUUUUCUACACUGCCAGCGUUCUCUGUGUAGGAAGGUUUAACGCAGCAUUUCAAACGUCGCCCCGGCAGAGGCUCUUUUUCAGUCAGGACAAUUUAUUAGCCACCUACGCGGCUCCGAUCCCAGCCAGUGCCAUUUAAAAUAAAGCGAGGAGGGAGAAGAUUCCACAUUUGUUGGUCGUAUUGCAUUUUUCUUUCUUUUUUUUUUCUUUUUUUUCUUGGAGUUAGAGACAUGUAGCAUAUGUUAAUGAUGUGGUCGACACAUUCCUCGAUGGGACACUUCCUGGCCAGAUUGAGGCUGAUUGAACCUUCACAGGUGUCUCCAGAGUGGCGGGGACUCGGCGGCGUCCCUCGGCGGUCCUGUCAGUUUCACGAAACAUGUCCGUGUGACGCAUCCAGAAUGUACGGUUUCAGGCAGAAAUCAAGAGGGAACACCUUUUUUUUUUUUUUUUUUUUUUCUUUCCCCCCCCUCUCCCAAUGAAAUCUGUGGUAUUCAUGUUGUAAAUUGUAUCCGUUACCAAUAUUGCAAAAAAAUAAAAUUAAAAAAAACAAAAAAAAGAAAAACAAACACCCAGCAUAGUUUGUCACUUCAGGCAAAAGCGCAGUCCCAGCACUGACGUGUGUGUGUGUGUGUAUGUGUGUGUGUGUGUGUGUGUGUGUGGUUGAGGGAAAUGUAUUAAAGACUAGUUAUUUUUGUUUUUUUGUUUUCAAUUUUUUUCCCCCUCAAAGGUAAUACUUUAACUCUUGUCCGGUGUCAGCCUUGUCCAAUUAAAGUGAAAUGUAUCCGUUUAAAUGUUGUAAAUGUCCCCCCCCCCCCCCAAAAAAAAAAAAAAAAAACUGUCUCCACCAUAUUUGAUGUAUAAAUAUUUUGUAUACCUUUUCUGAGAUGACAAGAGUUUUUUUUUUGAAUUUCAACUACAUUCCAAUAGGCCUCAUUCCUCCAGUCACAGCGAUGAGCCUAAAGUCUCUACCUCUUAAUUUUUGUCUUUUAUUUUGACAGUAUGACAUAAGCCUCUUUUUGUAAUAUUCUGAAGACUGCUCCAUAGCAGAGCAAAUGUGGUUCCAAUGUUUAGUGUCUCUACCUAACUUAAAUUAAUAAAGUGAUUUAGAUUAUUA